UUGAUUUAUUUAUUUAAAAUUAAUAAUUACUUACUUUUAUAUGUAUUAAUUACUGUUAAAGGUUAGCCAGACUCCAACCCUGCUCUGGGCCUAAUCCCACUUUCACUAUAUUGCACAUCAAUCACAUAAUUAGAUUAUUCACUUUGAAAUGGACCUCUACUCAAAAUUAAGCACCAAUAUGGAAGACAUUGUCCAGCUUUUCCAGUCACGGAUGGGAGAUAUGGAGAAAAGUCUGCAUCAGAUGUCUAGCUCCCCUUCCAGGCAACAGGAUAUCACUGCCUUGAACCGUGAGUACCAUGACUUCAAGACAUUUAUAUGGAAAUCUGUCACUUUAUUAAAAUCCCAGAUUGAACUCCUCUCCUUGGGAUUGGAUCGGCAUGAAACAACUUCCAGGAGGAAGGUCAUAUUACUUCAUGGUGUUCCUGAGUCUCCAAAUGAAAGUGUAAAAGAUUGUGUUACAAGUAUACUACAUGAUCAGUUAAGGGUGACGGAUUCAUGCUCUGUUGAUAUUUCUGUCUGCCAUCGUCUUGGUAGUAGGCAAGCAAAGGCUCGGCCUAUUCUGGUUCGCUUCCAUAGUUAUUCUGCACGUAAUGAAGUGUGGAGUAAGAAAACUUUAUUGAAGGGUACCAGAACAUCAAUGUCUGAAUUCCUCAUUAAGUCUAGACAUGAUUUAUUUACUGAGGCUAGAAAGCAUUUUGGCAUGAAUAAAUGUUGGACAUCUGAAGGGAAGGUGGUUAUUUUACUACCGGAUCAGUCGCGGCGCAAGAUUGAACUGAAGUCAGAGCUGCAUCCAUUAAUCACCAAGUUCCCGACUAAUGAUUCGGCGCAAAGUAAACCUACAGCAGACACUUACAAACCCACCAAAAAAGCUGCGACGAUGACCACAAGGCGUCAGGGGCCAAGUAACAAAUGAAAAGUUACUGUGAUUGUAUUUAUUUUCUUAAUUUUCCUUUUAUUUCUUAUUACCUUUGCAUUACAGUCUUUAGAUUUCUGUAUUUAUUACCAUUGGCCGUUAUUUUUAUAUGAUGCCGUUUUUUUGUUAUUUUGUUGUUAUGUAGGUAGUACAGUAAUUCAUAAAUCACAGUAUGUAUAUAAUCUUAUUUUAAAUUUUUAGUUGUACUUGCUGAGCAAAUAGAAUAUAUUAGAAUUAGUUUUC
Molecule: messenger RNA, 1156 nt
Organism: Achroia grisella
Lineage: Eukaryota; Metazoa; Arthropoda; Insecta; Lepidoptera; Pyralidae
Exons: 1
Coding region: 149-913 (254 amino acids)
Source: RefSeq, a predicted model, not a curated record